GGGGGUCCGUGGCGUCUGAAAGAUUGAAAAGCCCUGCGCUAAAGUGCUCUUCUGUGUCGCAUGAUCAGGUAUUUAUAGAAGAACUCUGACCUAAAUAACCUGCGGUCAAUGCCAAUGCCCCCCCGAACCUACAGAGGACCAAACAACAACAACACUGACUGACAGAAGAAGGUAACGUGAAAAUGCAGCAGCUAAUAAUGUGGACAUUACAUUUGAAGCUCUUGUAAGUCUGUAUGUGCAGCUAAAGAGGGUUUGAAAACAAAACAUUGAUUUGCUCAUGCUCAGUUUUAGACUUGCACGUGGUGUUAUUUACAGUUUUAAUCACAUGGGCUGCAGAUAGUCGGCGUGCAGAUCGCAGGUGUUUUCUGUACCAGGUUCUCAGGAGAUCUGCCUCAUUAUCAACAUCCACCAAGACAGUGUCAUGGAUUUGGAACCAUCCAGAGGGAUUUUUGACGAUGAUGUGGCGACUCAACUCAUGAUCGAACAGAGUCUCCUGCAGCGCCACAAGCAAUGCCAGAUCAAGAGCGCUGUGUCUGGUGACGCCCGCAGGAUCAUUCAGAUCAGCCCUGAGAGAGAGAAGAUAUUCAGUGCAAUAAAGCAUGGUGAUGAAAACGCCCUCCGUAAGCUGGCUGUCCAUCAGCAUGCCUUCUCUGAAGAGGACGACACAGGCUUCCUGCCCUUACAUGAGGCCGCCAUACAGAACAACCAGAACAUCCUCCAGAUCACAUUCACGGCCUCUCCUGAGGAUGCAAAGCACAGAAAGACUCACAUGGGCAAGACCGCUCUCUUCUUAGCUGUGGAAAAAGGUCUUUUGGACAACGCUUGUUUCCUGCUGGACAACGGCAGCAGUCCAGACAGCCUGGAUAAAGAGGAAGACUCGCCUCUCGUUGUAGCUGUAAGAAAUAACCACUAUGACAUGACAAAGCUUCUGCUCAACUUCAGCGCCAGAGUUAACCAGGAGGGGGCGCACCGCAGGACUGCCCUGCAUGAAGCCGCUCGACUGGGCCUGACGGAUUUCGUGGAUCUGCUGUUGAAGUACGGAGCUCAUCCUGAUGCCAGAAGCUCCUACGGCCUGACCCCGUUAGCACUGGCUGCACAGGCGGGACACCUGGAGAUCAUCCGAACGCUUCUCCGGAGAGGUGCUGAUGUGGAGUCUCAGGCUCAGGAUAGCGCAACCAUACUGUUUGAGGCGUCUGCUUCAGGAAACCCUGACGUCAUAUCAUUACUGCUGGAGUACGGGGCGGAUGCAAACGUGCCCAAACACACGGGACACCUUCCCAUCCACAGAGUGGCCCAUCGUGGACAUGUGAAGGCUCUGGCUCUCCUGAUUCCCAUCACGUCGUGGGAGGCGGUGGAUGACAGUGGAAUCAGUCCUCUUCAUUCAGCAGCGGCUGGAGGACACACACAGUGUCUGGAGAUGCUGCUGAAAGCUGGUUACGACCCCAACUUCAUGCUUCACCCAUGGGUGCGGCGCAGCUAUGAUGACAAGCGCCAAUCUGCGCUGUACUUCGCCGUAUCCAAUGACGACAUCGCCUCCGCCAGAGUUUUACUGGAGGCUGGAGCGAUGCCCAACCAGGACCCCGUCAAAUGCCUCCAGGUGGCGCUGCGUCUGGGCAACUAUGAGCUUAUCAACAUGUUGCUUCGAUAUGGAGCCAAUGUGAAUUACUUCUGCAGGGUGAACACCACUCACUUCCCCUCGGCCUUACAGUACGCUCUGAAGGACGAGGUGGUGCUGCGGAUGCUGUGUAACUAUGGUUACGAUGUGGAGCGAUGCUUUGACUGUCCGUACGGGGACGGAUCACAUGUGCCUGAUGGUUAUGAGGGCUGGAGUGAUACUGUCAUUAAAGACACCCUGUUCUGUGAGGUCAUUUGUGUUUCAUGGCUGAAGCAUCUCACAGGAAGCGUGGUCCGCAUCAUGCUGGAUUACGUAGAUCACGCGACCUUUUGCUCCAAACUGAAGGCUGUGCUCAUGGAGCAAAAACAGUGGACUGAAAUAUGUCAAAUUCAAGAGAACGUGCGCUGUCUGCAGCAUCUGUGCCGGCUGAAGAUCAGAGCGUGUUUGGGUCGGCUGCGCUUGAGAGCUCCGAUCUUCAUGAGUUUCCUUCCUCUGCCGGACCGACUGAAGCAGUACAUCCUGUACAGAGAGUAUGAUCUCUACAGUCAGAAGAGCCAAACACAGAGCAAAUGAGCCAGAACACACAGCUGUAGCACUGAUUAUGAUUCUCAUCACAAGUAAUGCUCACUAUUGACACUCCACGAUAGACGUGUUCUCCAGAACAUACAUGCAUAUUAAUUAAAUAUAAACAAAGUCUUAAAGAUAGUGAACAUGUAUAGAAGUCAAUACAUUGUUUAAUUGAAUAAAUAAAUAUAUAAUAGCCACUGAUGCAUCUUUUAUGAAGGAAAGUGGUCUUUUAAAGAUCAUUUGCUUUUUUAGGAAGCACACCUGUGUAAAAAGCUUUUUUAAUCUAUUGAGAAUUUAAAUAAAGUUUUUAUGCGAUAUAUAUUUUAACAGAUAAAAAUACAUUUAUUUAACA
Messenger RNA from Megalobrama amblycephala (Wuchang bream), 2534 nucleotides. It is a transcript of the gene asb14a, whose product is annotated as ankyrin repeat and SOCS box containing 14a. NCBI's taxonomy places the organism in Eukaryota, Metazoa, Chordata, Actinopteri, Cypriniformes, Xenocyprididae. Gene Ontology annotation, cellular component: cytoplasm. Gene Ontology annotation, molecular function: protein binding. The coding region runs from base 422 to 2188 and encodes 588 amino acids. The record is from RefSeq and is a predicted model, not a curated record. The transcript has 9 exons. Gene Ontology annotation, biological process: intracellular signal transduction.